Molecule: messenger RNA, 5642 nt
Organism: Pectinophora gossypiella (pink bollworm)
Lineage: Eukaryota; Metazoa; Arthropoda; Insecta; Lepidoptera; Gelechiidae
Product: homeotic protein spalt-major-like
Exons: 8
Coding region: 87-4172 (1361 amino acids)
Biological process (GO): regulation of transcription by RNA polymerase II
Cellular component (GO): nucleus
Molecular function (GO): DNA-binding transcription factor activity, RNA polymerase II-specific; RNA polymerase II cis-regulatory region sequence-specific DNA binding
Source: RefSeq, a predicted model, not a curated record
CGCUCCGCAGCCCGCACCGCCCGCGCGUAGGGCGCCGCCGACCGCCGCCGCCGCCUGCCAUGCGCCGGCAAUAACCGCCAGCCGCCAUGCCGCGCGUCAAGCCCGCCUGCGUCCGCCGCGUCUCCAUCGGUGAAAGUUCCGGCUCGUGCUCGGAUGAGGAUAAUAAUGUCUCCGAGGAUCCGCGGGAGCGGUCCGAGCCACACAUGUGUCCACGAUGCCAAGAGCAAUUCGAGAAUCUACACGACUUUCUGUACCACAAGCGAGUAUGUGACGAGAAGGCGUUGCAAAUGGGCGAGGAUAGAAUGCAUUCAGACCCUGAGGAGAUGGUCGUCUCUGGGGACGAGGAAAUGGAUGGACCGCACAAGAGACUAGACCAAGUACGAAGGCAUCGGCAAGAUGCUGAAAAUAAUAACAGCCCCGAAGACGGAGAGGCUGAAGUGCCUGAGGCUGACGUGCCCCCGGUUGGGCUCCCCUUCCCGGUCGCCGGCCACGUCACUCUCGAAGCCCUACAAAAUACAAAAGUUGCAGUUGCACAAUUCGCCGCCACUGCGAUGGCCAACAACGCCGACAAUGAAGCGGCUCUACACGAGCUAGCAGUGUUACAAAGCACACUAUUUACGUUACAACAUCAACAAGUAUUCCAACUACAGUUGAUACGCCAACUGCAAAAUCAACUAUCGUUAACACGACGAAAAGACGACUUGCCGCCGCAACAAAGCCCGCCACUAAAUGAACCCGAGCCAAACGUUCCUGCGCCGACCGCUCGAUCGCCGUCGCCGUCGCCGUCGCCGCAACGUCCGCCGCGGGAGCCAACUCCUGCUACACCCGCCCCUCCCACUAGCCAAAGCUUGCCGUCGACCCAUGCGCAUUUAACUCCUAAGACGGAACCCAUUUCUGUUCCUAAACUCUCGACAUCUUCUCCUCCCAUGAUGACCCACCCGCUAUACAGCUCCAUAUCUUCUUCACUAGCAUCUUCAAUCAUCACGAACAAUGAUCCACCGCCGUCCCUCAACGAACCUAAUACUCUAGAAAUGCUACAGAAGAGAGCGCAAGAAGUACUUGAUAAUGCGUCACAAGGUUUACUAGCAAACAAUCUGGCUGAUGAGCUUGCUUUUCGUAAGUCGGGAAAGAUGUCGCCAUACGACGGAAAAUCUGGAGGGCGCAAUGAACCAUUCUUCAAACAUCGUUGCAGAUAUUGCGGAAAAGUAUUCGGAAGUGACUCCGCUCUACAGAUCCACAUCCGUUCGCACACAGGUGAACGACCUUUCAAGUGUAAUGUAUGCGGGUCACGAUUUACAACCAAAGGAAACCUUAAAGUUCAUUUCCAAAGACAUACUGCAAAGUUCCCGCAUGUUAAGAUGAAUCCGAAUCCGAUACCAGAACAUUUAGACAAAUAUCACCCGCCAUUACUCGCUCAGCUUUCGCAAGGUCCGAUCCCCGGCAUGCCGCCGCACCCGCUGCAGUUCUCGGCGGGCGCACCGGCUCCCUUCCCGCCAAACUUGCCACUGUAUAGGCCGCCGCACCAUGACCUGCUGCCCCCGCGCCCCCUCGGGGACAAACCCCUCCCACCGCAUCCACUUUUCGCGAUGAGAGAAGAACAAGACGCUCCGGCUGAUCUCAGUAAACCUUCUGCGCCGAGCCCCACUCGAUCCGUACCCGAAGUAUUCAAGUCUGAACCACAAGACGAGGAGAGCCAACGAGAUUCCAGUUUUGAAGAGACUGAUCGUGUAACGCCAAAACGGGAACCCGAAGAAAACGACACAGCACAAGAUCCUGAGCAAGACCGAUAUCCCUCCACGUCUCCUUACGACGACUGCAGCAUGGACUCUAAAUACAGCAAUGAAGAACAUAUUGGCAGAGAAAGUCCACACGUCAAGCAGGACCCGGAUCAACCGGAAAAUCUCUCAAGUAAGAAUUCAUCGCUAUCUGGACCAAUUUCAAUAGCAACGGGGCUUCGAACUUUUCCUUCAUAUCCUUUAUUCCCCCAUUCACCACCUAGCAGUGUUUCCUCGGGUAGUUUGACUCCUUUCCAUAAUACUCCUCAUAGUGUCGUUGACGUGGACCUAGCUCGGGAUCCUUUGUUUUAUAAUGCGUUAUUACCGCGACCGGGCAGCAAUGACAACUCGUGGGAAAGUUUGAUAGAAGUCACAAAAACGUCAGAAACGUCGAAAUUACAACAAUUAGUAGAUAACAUCGAUAACAAGGUAUCCGAUCCAAACGAAUGUAUAGUAUGUCACCGAGUGCUUUCUUGUAAAAGUGCGUUACAGAUGCACUACCGCACACAUACCGGGGAAAGACCUUUUCGAUGCAAAUUGUGCGGUCGCGCUUUUACGACCAAAGGCAAUUUAAAGACACAUAUGGGCGUUCAUCGCAUAAAACCGCCCGGUCAAAUGUUACAUCAGUGUCCAGUAUGCCAUAAGAAAUUUACCGACCCUAUAAUACUACAUCAGCAUAUACGUCUUCAUACGGGUGAGCGUCCGGGUAUUCCUUUUGAUCAAAACCGCAACGUAGACGUUAACGGCUUCCCACACAUGACGAGCGAGCUCGAUGUCAGCGAUAGUCCUCCGUACCGUCCCGUGCCUCCUCCACUGUUUCCCACUCCGUCCACUCCCGGCGACCGACGGGCGGACUCCCGCGGGACCGACGAUGAGAGCGGCCGGGACGAGCGAGAGCCCGCUAAACGGGAGUUCGACGAUGAAUCAGAUAUAAAGGAUCGUCGAACUUCGCCGCUCUCCGUCAGCGCCUCGGCGUCCGAAAGCGAAGUAAAAACCAUCACCACAACGGCUUCCCUCCCAUCGGCGACAGGUUCUGAGAGCGGGCGCAGCGCGCGAGGCUCGCCGCCGUCGCCCGCGCUGUCGACGUUGUCGACGCCGCCGCCGCGCCUGCCGCACCACUCGCCGCUGCCAUCGCCCCCCGCGCACCCCGCGCCGCUCGCCGCACUAGGCGCUCUCGGAGGAUCGCCCUUCAGCCCGCUCGGACUUGCGUUUCCUCCCGCAGUGCGCGGCAACACGACGUGUAACAUCUGCUACAAGACGUUCGCGUGCAACUCUGCGCUGGAGAUCCACUACCGCAGUCACACCAAGGAGCGCCCGUUCAAGUGCACCGUCUGCGACCGAGGGUUCUCCACCAAGAGCAGUGGCGGCACUUGCCGGUGCAGGCGCCCGCGGGCCCCCCGCCCCCCGCACGCCACUGCUUUGGACCUCUGGAACGCCUUCGUCUAUCCGGGCAAUAUGAAGCAGCAUAUGCUGACGCAUAAGAUCCGGGAUAUGCCGCCGGGUUUCGACAAGUCUUCAAGCCAGCCGGCGAGCGGAGACGAUGGCCGGGACCAGAGCCCCGAUAGGCGCUCGUCACCAGACAAGCUGGAUCUGAAACGAUCGUCGCCCGCGCAUCCGCCGCCUACCAUGACGCAUGCGCCACCCAUUGAUAUGCCGCCGAUGCCGAAGCGACCUUCAGUGCCGAGUGGGCCGCAACACCCGCCACCGCCGGUGUCGUCCAAGCAUCUAUGCGGAGUGUGUCGCAAGAACUUCUCGUCGUCAUCAGCUUUGCAGAUCCAUAUGCGCACGCACACAGGAGACAAACCGUUCCGUUGCGCCGUCUGUCAAAAAGCCUUCACCACCAAAGGCAAUCUCAAGGUCCAUAUGGGUACCCACAUGUGGAGUGGCGGCGCUUCACGGCGCGGUCGGCGUAUGUCGCUGGAACUACCGCCGCGACCUCUUCACGAGCCGCACGACCUGCUACGACGCCCCGACCUCUUCUACCCUUACCUGCCCGCGCCUUUCCUUAACGGCAUGCAGCAAAAGCUGAACGAGAUAUCAGUGAUACAACAGAGCGCGGGCCAGAACGGCGUAGCUGCGAAGUUUCCGGGACUUCUAGGCUUCGGUGCGUUCGCAGGCGCUCGGCCCGGGGCGGCGUCCCCGCUGGAGAGGCCGCCGUCACUGGAGGGGGGGGAUGAACAGAGGCAAGCGGCCAUGAGGGAGCUGGCGGAGCGCGGCCGUGAGCUGGCGGAGCGCAGCCGGCAGCUGCGCGAGGAGGCCGAGUACCGCUCGCCGGGCGCGCACGCGGCGCACGCGCCGGCGCCGCCGCAGCCCUCGCCGCCCGCGCCGCUGCACCCGCACCCGCACCCGCUCGCCUCGCUGCCGCCGCCCGCGCGCACCGAGGGGCUCACCGUCUAACCUAAACGGUUCCAAACACACAUUCCAACACACCUCGAUCUGAAUUUGGAACGAACGCCGAUUCUACGAGAACCGCACGGAUCGAGAAUCGAGACACCGCCCGGGCGGUGUCGUGUCUAUUUUGUACAAAGGACUUAGUCGUAUAGGGAAAUAAGGGACUGAUAAAUCACGGCGACGCGAUCGUCUGUUAUAGCGUAAUAUUACGAGCGAAGUGUAGUGCUAUGUAACAAAUUGUUAUUCCGUGUUAUUAUGCCUAGUAUUAUUGUAAGUAACUUAUAUGCAUGUACGGGCCUGGGGCAAUCGGGGCUCGGCGUGAGUCCCACGUUUAUGUCAUUACUCUGUGAUAGUGCACAUUGGGCGACCGCGACUGCGAGCGGCCGCGCCCGCGGGGUCGCUCCGGUAUACGACAUCCACAGUAGACGCGGUCUGAUGUGCUAUGACAUCAAAAAAUAAAUAUAAAUUAUCCCAAAAAUUAAUUAAAUUCUUAAAUCUAUAUCUUAAAUGUACAUAAAAUGUAUAAUAAAUAGUAUUAUAUAACAGAUAGAUAUAAAUAUUGAUAUGAAAUAACGUAUUAUUGUAUACUAUUAAAUCAGCUGGAGUGCGUUAUGCAUGAUUUUAUCUUAAUAACCACAUUCCAAGUGAUAUAAAUCAACAAUAUCCUCAACUGGUUCUACUAAAUACAAUUCUAGAAAGUUCGUUCAAUCGAGUCUAUUCUGGAUACCUACCUACUCAAUAGAAACAGUGUAACCCUAAAUUUGUAAAAUCUAUUGUCACCGGUAAUUGAAUAUACCUACAUUUAAUUAUUAUAACAGAGGUUAAUGACAUAUUCAUAUCAUGUAAAUUAAAAAGUAUUUGCAUUUGAGGUCUACAUAGAUGUAAGUAUUUAGAGUCAUAGCUAUUAUAUUGCUUUAGAAUACUUCAACAUAUCUUUGUAAAAUAUGAGCGACUGGUGUUAUGACAAAAUAAUAACUUCUUGAACGUUUCUAGGUACAAUUAAGAGCGUAGUUUCACCGGCACUCAACAGACUGACUUGUUUCCAAUGUCCACGUGUUAAGACAUUACUUUCCAAAUACGCAUUUCUCGAUGCUUACUAGUAGUCGCCGAUAGUGAAUUGAUACUACGUUUAUCCUUAAUUUCCUUAUUGUGUAUAUUUUAUAUCGUCGACCUACUACUUAUCUGUGUAUACAUGUCCUUCUAAAUUAUUUAUAAAAUUAUAAAUCAUGCAUACACUCUUAGUAUUAAAGGAACGCUUGUGAGGUAAUAGGCCCACGCAACAAUUUAGUUGUCUAGAGUAAAUUCUCAUAGCACCUACAAGUUAUUUUCAAGUUGCAAAUAGAUAUUAGAGAGUAGUAUUAGUCAUGAAUAUGAUGUGUCAUGUCAUGUCAGUAUAAAUAUUCAUUGUAAAUUAUUAAAUGUUUAUGUAAAUGUCCAAAAAGUAUUCAAAUUAUUUAAAAAACGAUUAUACAAAUA